GAGAUGUAGUUUAGCACACCCCACCUUCCUAUUGGCCGCUGGCUGCCGGGCUGUGUGGGCCUGACAGUGGUGGCGCAUGCGUGCUGUGAGUAUGACCCUAGAACCUCACACACGGCAGAAGACAAGAGAAAGGGGUGAAUAUGGCAGGAGUGAGGCUGAGCGUUGCUGCUGCCAGGCAGGCUCGAUUACUGUGGUCACACGGCGCCCGGCACAGCAGGUGUUCUGAGUGUGCUUAUAGUACAGCACCUCAGCAGAGAAGUCCGGGUGACCAGUCCACCGCAGGUGAUGAUAAUGUGGAACCAAAGUCUUACAGCGUGCGGACACUGGAGAAGAAAGCUCUCAAGCUAGAGGAGGAGGUGAAGAAACUAUCAGAGUCACACAGGAGGGCCACAGCAGACUCUGAAAAUGUUAGGAAAAGAACACAGAAGUUUGUGGAAGAUGCAAAGCUGUUUGGAAUCCAGAGCUUCUGCCGUGACCUAGUGGAGGUGGCAGACAUCUUGGAGCAGGCAGUUGACAAAGCAAAAGAGGAGGGGAUUAAGGAUCUAGCCGAAAUCUUAGCUAAGGUUGAUGGUAAACUGCAAAGUGUGUUCACAAAGCACGGACUGCAGAAAAUGGCAGCGGUGGGAAGUGACUAUGACCCUUACGACCAUGAAAUAGUUUGUCACGUGCCUGCUGAGGGAAGGAGACAUGGGAGUGUGGCAACUGUACAACAAGAUGGAUACAAGUUACACGGCCGCACCAUACGCCAUGCUCAUGUUGGAAUAGCAGUGGAAACACAAGACUGAGAAAUGCUGGAAUGGAUCCCCUUCUGUGUCCUCCUGAGAUAUCCCCUUAUUUAUUGCAUUAUGGUUAGCGCUUUAGAUCAUUAUUUUUUUCUCAGAGACUUCAAAUAAAGCCUUUAUGCUCCAAGAGUCACCUGUGCUUAGUGACUUGCUGGUGCAUUAAGGGACACCUUUUAGACUGAGCUUUUUUAUUUAUGAUAGCUUUUUAGUUAGAAAAUAGAAGCAAUACUUAAUUGAUGUAUGAUUUUGUGGAAAUCAGGUCUGAGACAUAUCUUAAAGAAGUUAACUUUUUUUUUUAGCUUGACGGUAACUUUAUUUCUUCACGAUGCUGUUUAAAAAAUGUUUUGUCCCACAGAUAUUCCUAUAACAUCCCUAAGGGAUACAUUUAUUAUAAGAAAAUGAAAACGGUCAUUUGUAGAGUGGUGUUAUCCUAUUUUGUUUUGGCCCUAUUCACUGUAUUCUUUUCAAUUUUUUUUUUGUUUUUGUUUUGUUUGUUUGACCACUUUUUGGAAUUUAUACACCUCCUAUGUAGACAAUUGUGCUGGAGCUUAAGGAGAUUUUAUUGUGAAGAACAAAACUGCACAACCACAAAGUUUACUUAGUUGCUUCUCCUGCUAUCUGAAAGUGGGAAAGAUGAUUGAACUGGAGGACCAAUCACAGAUCACAAUCAACAGCUGGUAGCUUGUAAUUGGUCCUCCUGCUUGAAGACCCCUCCAUUAUAAAGUGGUGACUGGAGUCAUUUGCAGGUGUCCUGCAGCAUUAAAUGAGUGUUAUCUUUGUUACAAAGCAGUAGUUUGAGCAUGUAUAAAUUAUGUUGUGCAGAGUCAUCCUUCAUUACCUGCCAAAGCAGAUUCUAGGUAAAUAAGUCUGCUUUCAUAAUACUAUACCUUGUUUACAUAAUAGGUUCUUCUUCGUUUCUCAUGUGCAUCAUUUAUUUGUGAAAUAUGCUAUUCUUUCAGUCAUUACAUUUGCCUCAGUUUAAUUUUGUUUUUUCUUCUGUAGGAUGCCUUUAACCUUGUUCUUGCCAGCAUCUUGCAGAGCAAUUUUUUGAAAUGUGUAGGUUCUGUGGGGGGUAUCCAGUUACCCCUGAUGCCGUUUUGGUGGAUGAAAACGGGCGGAUAUCGUGAUUAAUGGCCGAUGGUCGUUAUCCAAUUAAAGGGCAUUUUGACCAGCCAAAAUUGGACCAGUGAUCGCGCUAAAACACAUGGGAUUGGGGGAUUAGUCCCUGAACCCACGUGUUAUCGUGGCUCCGGCAGGACAAUUAUUGUGGAUUAUGCUUUGGGUGUCUGAGGCACCUGGAGCAUAAUCCCUGAUAAGUGCUGGCAUUGGGUGAGGAGCGCGUCACAUCAGGGCUAAUAGGAUAGCCCCCAGCGAUACAAUUACCCCCUAUGUUUAUCUGGGAUGCGGUUAUGUGACCACCGGUCACUAUACCAACGCCGGAAUCCCGCCCGGUGGAAAGCCCGACAGUCUGCAUGCCGAUUGACAGGGACUAUUCCCACUCAUGGGUGUCCACGACACCCAUAGAGUGGGAAUAGAACGUGUGGCAAGCCUGCUGCAUUGCGAGCGCGUCAAGCCUGCAAGGGGCUUCGUUGCACUCGCCCCCCCCCCCCUGCCGGAAAUAUUAACAGGAUGCCGGUAUCGUGACCGGCGGUAUCCCAACCUCCGGUCACCCAUACCCAACCCGUUUAUCUACAAGCUAAUUACUAAUUUAAACUGCCCUUAAAAAAUAACUUUAGCUUUAUAUACGUUUAGAUUGUAAAUACUACCAAUCGCUGUCGGAACUGCUUGGACCUUGUGUCAGUAGACCCUGCACGCACUGAAACUCUUGUCUUCCAUCUCCUGCUGCAGGAAAAUAAACUGCAGUGGUGAGGGUAUGUAGAUAUUGGCAUCACACGUGGUAUACAUUGGAAAUCUGCUCUUCUGCUAGUUGCUGGGGUAUAAAAUUGCUGUGGGACAUAAAUCUCUGACACACUGCAAUGAGUCGCUUGCAGCAACUACAGGCAACUUAAUGCUGUGAGGAAGAUCGGACCUUUGGCUGUUUUCCAUGUCAUCAUUUCCAUCUAAUUUCCAUUGAUAGCUAAUGUACAUUUUUUUCUGGUCAGAACGUAAUGCGGAUUUUUAUGCAGUCUGCGGUGAUGAAUACUUGUUAAGGGUUAGUGUCUGUUUAAAAUAUGUUAAUAUACUACAUACAUCUGAGAACAAAUGUGAUGUUUCACAAAUCUCUAUGUGUGGGAAUAGUUUGAGCCCUCCCCUUCCUUCCAUAAAGAGACAAUAGUACAUACAACUAAUAUGCCGUCAACCAAUUAUCUGACAUACAUUUGUGCAUUGCAAGUUCCAAAUAAUGCAACAUUAAGCACAAAUGUGAGCUACAGUCCCAUCUAAUGACCUAAAUUAAUAGCAUACAACGUUUUAGUGGAAUUUCACAAUAUAAUUACUGUUAAUUUCAACAUUCUAAUUUAAUGUUUUCUGUGAGCUCAAGUUUAUGAUAAUCUGCAACUAGUGUAUAGGCUUUAACAGACUGGAAGCAUGUAACAUUUGAAUGUAUAUGAUAGCUUAUUAUGGAUGACGUCUCUUCCCCUACGCACUGAAGCAUAGUGGUUUCCUGCUGGAACAGACUGCAGUCUGGGAAGAAACCCGUAGUAAAUGGUUUUCAAUAUUCUGGAACUAAAAUGUACUUCCUUUAGAAGCAGAGUCUUCCAUUUUACUGAUGUAAUGUUUUUGUUGAUUUAAUUUAUAUUGCUACAACUUCUUGUUUUAGAAGAAGUAUAUAAUUAAUAAGGGGCUAGCUUGAACAACAUUUCAUACUGGAAUGAAGGACAAAUCCUUUCCCACCUUACGCACCUAGGCCAUGUGCACUGACGUUCUCAGUCACAUUCCUUUAUCUCUUCAUGCUGGUGUACAACAUUGUAUGCUUUCUACCUCUGUACCAGAAAGUUGUCCUUCAUAUUGAAGACCCUGCUAUGCAUAAACAUGGUUUGCUGGGAAACACAUAUGGAAUUGGAAAGCUCUCACUUAGAGGGCCCUAAUUCCGGUUUUACCAGAGCGGCAUGUGGUACUGUCAUUCCAUGCAGCAGGUGUUAUGCGACCUGCCUUUUUGGGCGGGGGGGAAAGGAGUAACCAAGUGUGAAAUGUGUCUAUUAGGGGACACCAUUUGUUUUUCACCGGUUCUACUUGUGUUUUCACCAAAAUAAAAAAAAAUGUCAUGUUCA
Pseudophryne corroboree (corroboree frog) is the source of this 3991-nucleotide messenger RNA. It is a transcript of the gene GRPEL2, whose product is annotated as GrpE like 2, mitochondrial. NCBI's taxonomy places the organism in Eukaryota, Metazoa, Chordata, Amphibia, Anura, Myobatrachidae. Gene Ontology annotation, biological process: protein import into mitochondrial matrix; protein folding. The record is from RefSeq and is a predicted model, not a curated record. Gene Ontology annotation, molecular function: protein-folding chaperone binding; adenyl-nucleotide exchange factor activity; protein homodimerization activity. Bases 141 to 785 code for a protein of 214 amino acids. The transcript is spliced from 4 exons. Gene Ontology annotation, cellular component: PAM complex, Tim23 associated import motor.